AUGGCUAAAAGAAACCCAGUCCUAGUAUUCAGCCCAGGAGCGUGGCAUACCCCUGACUUUUUCGAACCCACCACUUCCCUCCUCUGUGAAACAGGCUACACCUGCGACCUUGCCUCGCUCCCCAGCGUCGGCGCCGAGCUUCGGUCCCCUCCCCAAGUUCCGCAAAAUUUCGACGCCGACGUCGCCGCCUUACGGGAGACUAUCACUAAGAACCUAGACGCAAGCCGCGACGUCAUCCUUCUAGUACACAGCUACAAUGGCAUAGUCGGUAGCGAAGCCGUCGAGGGCCUAGAUCGCGCCUCCCGCUCUCGCGCGGGCAAGUCAACCGCCGUCACACACCUAAUCUACAUCGCGGCCCUAAUCCUCGACAUCGGGACCCGGCUCUGGCCCACGGGCCAGCCCAAGUUCCCGGACCAGGUCGUCGUAAAAGGGGACCUCGUGUACCGCGUCCCGGAGAAGCUCGACGAGGUAUUUUACGGGAAUUGCAACGAAGAGCAGCGCGAGUUCGUGGUCAGGAGUCUGAGAAGCCAGGCUAGGGGCGUGUUUACGGAUAGCGAGGUCAGGCACACGGCGUGGAGGUUUGUUCCGAGUACGUAUAUACGCGCGAGGGAUGACCCGUUGGUGGAUUUUAUGAAGGAUCCGCCGCGGGGACAUCGGUUUGCGGAGGUGCUGGAGGUGGAGGGUGAUCAUUUUCCUUUUGUGAGUGCUGCGGAGGAGACGGCGGAGGUUAUUAAGGGGGUGGUUGAGAGGAGUGUCAAGGACGGGGAGUAA
Messenger RNA from Annulohypoxylon truncatum, 771 nucleotides. Its product is annotated as alpha/beta-hydrolase. Bases 1 to 771 code for a protein of 256 amino acids. The record is from RefSeq and is a predicted model, not a curated record. The transcript has a single exon. NCBI's taxonomy places the organism in Eukaryota, Fungi, Ascomycota, Sordariomycetes, Xylariales, Hypoxylaceae.